UAUGAACCCCGAGGCCGAGGGGGCGACGCCGCUCAUGUACGCGUGUCAGCAGGCGAGGGAAGCCGACCUCAAGUCUAUCAUGACCAAAAAGCCGGGAGCGGUGCGCGAGAGGGACCGCACGCAGAAGAGCGCGCUGCACUACUGUGCUGAGAACGCGACCGUUAGCUGUGCUGAGGAAGUGCUGGCUGCUGCUCCAGAGCUGCUGGAUGCGAGAGACAAGGACGGCUACACGACCCUUCACCUUGCCACAAUCUCCGGCAACUGUCCACUAGUGCGGCUGUUGCUAGGCCGUGGCGCCGGCGUCAACUGUCUGGACAACGAGAGACACUCCGUCGUCCACUGGGCUACAGUUUGUGGUGAGGUAGAGGCGCUGGAGACAUUGCUGAGCGCUGGAGCUGAGGCAAGCACUCCUGACAUGCAUGGCGGCUAUCCUCUGCACUACGCUGCCCAGAUGUGUGGCCCGGCCGGCGAGGUAGCCAGCACUCGCCUCGGCCUGGCCGUACUCAGAACGCUGCUGGCUCAUGGCGUGGAGGUCAAUGUCACUGACCAAGAUGGCCGCCAACCCAUUCUUUGGGCAGCUAGUGCUGGUAGCGCCGACGCUAUCUUGGCACUAGUUAACGCUGGGGCCAACGUGGAGGCGGACGACAAGGAUGGACUCACAGCUCUACAUUGCGCGGCGUCAAGGGGACACACAGACUGCCUAGAGACGCUUGUGUCGCUAUGUGGAGCCACUGUGGAUGUGAUGGACAGCAACGGUUGCACUCCUUUGUUUUACGCCGUCACUCUAGGACACGCGGACGCCACACAGUUGCUGCUGGAACACGGCGCCCAGCCAAACCGUCAGGACCGCAAGGGCCGCACGCCAGCACAUUGUGGAGCAGCUAAAGGUCAGCUGGAGACGCUGCGUAUCCUCGGCAGCAGAGGUGCCAACAUGUGGGCACGCAACGUCAAAGGAGACUACCCCUUACACGAGGCGGUGGCGUCAGGUCGCAAGGACCUGGUGCGGUGGCUGCUCUCUCAGCGUCCUGACGCCGUGAACGCGUCCAACAACGACGGUCGCUGUCCGCUACACAUCGCUGCCAUCAACAACAACGUUGAGAUCUGCAAGAUUCUCUUGGACCACGAGUCACUAGUGAACCCUGUGAUGCGCAGUUCUAAAGGCGGGCUGAUGACGCCUCUGGAUGCAGCAUUAUAUAAGAGCAAUCGAGGCUGUGCCAAGUAUCUGCAGCUGCAUGGUGGCGUGCCUGCCAACAAGCUGACCAGCCACUCUGCAGCACUUCGUGGGAUCAUGCAGAGGUUAGAGCCUCACUCAGACCAGAUGAACACGCCAGACUGGGGAUCCAGCCUCCCCGUGCCGGAUGUACGACAGGUGCAGUCCCUCGUCCACAGUCCCGUGGAUAUCAAACAUUUUGGUGUCGACUCAACGAGGACCCUACAGGUUAGGGUAGAGGACGAGUUGCACAGACGAGGGAGCGGAAGUAGUACGGAUGAUAAAACUAAAAGGCGUAGAAGAAAAAGAAGACCAAAGCGAGUGAGUGAUGAUAGUGAUGAGGAAACUGACAGUAGUGACAGACACAGACGAAGGCGAAGAAGAAGAAGAACAGACAUAAAAGAUUGUUCGGAGGAGGAUAUUAACAAGAGCGAUGUAGAUAGUAGAAAAAACAAAUCAAAGGUUGCUGUUGACAAGGUAUCCUCAGAAUCAGGAAGUGAAAGGACAUCAAUAAGGAAAAGUAAGGACACUAAGUCUCAGAGGAGAAGAAGUGUUAGCUUUGAAGACAAAAAAGAAAAUCAAAAUAAAGACGAAUCUGAAGAACUUUAUUUUGAUAAAACAAUUGAAGAGACAAAAAUCACUGAAAAUGAGAAGAGUAGUGACAACAAGGAAAAGGAAAGCAGACGAGUAUUGAAAGAGGAAAUUAAAACAAAAGAAGUAACGAAAAGCAAAAAGGUAAUUGAGCACAAACAAAAAGAAAAGUCAUCGCAAAAUCCAACAGUUACGAAAACCAGCAAAACAACUUGUGAGGAAACAAAAACAGAGGAACAGAUUACCACAAAAACCAGUAAAAUAGUAAGCCUUUCGUCAGACAGCAAAACAGAAGACCCCUCAACACAAGAUUCACACGAUAUUCCAAUGCAGCAAGUGGUAACAGCUAUUGUUCACCAAGAGGAAACUAUGGAUAAUGAAGAGUACAAUAAUAAUGAUGCGAAUGAUGUAAAAGAUCCUAUAAACGAUAGUAUUAAUGAUAAAGCCAACGAACACGAAGAUAAGCUCGAUAAAAAUUUACAAGACAGUGUAAAUAUGAAUGAUGUCAACGACAACUUUUCCAAGGAUAACAAUUCAGCUUCUGCAUACGAGGAAAAGGAAGCUGUGGAAACUUCAACUAAUACACAAAAAGAAGAACCUGAAGAAACCCAAAAAUACAAUGUUAGUGAUUUAGGCGUUGACAUGACUGACACGCCUAAACGCUUGUGUAACAAUGAUAGUAGCAAAGAUGCAAACUGUUUAAUUUUAGAUAAUGAAAACCCACUUACAGAGGGUUGCGACCAAGUAAUUGAAUCAACUAUUCACACAAAUGAAAUUAAAGAUACGCAAUUUGAUGUCCAAACUGAUUGUUAUGCCAAGGAAAAUUUGGCUGGGGUUGAUGGGUCGCAUUUUACAAAUGACAUAGAAAAGACGGAGAUACAAGAAGUUCCUGAGGCCUUAGGCAAUAGCAAUGCAAAUACAGAUAUUGAUGAUUUAUACUUUGCAGGUAUUGAGGAUAAAGAAAAUUUCCCAGAUGAUGAAGCCUCGGAGCAUUUUAUUCGUGAGGUGCAAAGGGAAAGAAGAAAUGAAUCUGAAGUUCUUGAAAACGAUAGUACAACUGAUAAAAAGGGUCUUGUCAAAGUGUUGACCCGUUCAGAAAUAGAUGACGACAACUUCAAAGGCAUUGUAAAAGUAGACAAAAUUAAUAGCGAAGCUCUGAAAGAUAAAGGAAGAGAACGAGAGCGAGAACGGGAAAGAGCAAGAGAGAGAAGACGACCAUCUAGCUUCGAGAUUGUGAGUCCAGCAAGAUCACUACCUGAUGAGGCGUUUGACUCGGAGACUCCUCGCAGUCGUAGCCGAACAGGAGCAGACUCCUCACAACUACAGGACUCAGGGUUUGAGCCGUCACCUCGUAGGUACAGUCAAAGAGAUACAUCCAGGAUACCGCGGAUGUGUCGGCGCUCCUCCUCUCACCACCAGCUGGGCGCUGCAGACUCUGACGAUGACAGACCUCCUCUCAGUACCAUCUCCGUCACACAGGCAGUGCAACACUCCAUGCGCAAGUAUCACCUAGAGAGACGGAUCUUCCACGAGCUUCUAGAGCUGAAGCGGUUGCAGAUCAGAGCUGGAAGAUCCAACGAGGCGGUUUUGGUGAAGCGACUGGUGGACGACUACCGCAGGGCUGGACUGCUCAUCGGCCUCAAGCCUUACGACGGUGUCUACACCUUCCGUGGCUUUGAGAAGUACCUUUACGAACAGCUAAGAUUGCUGCAGAGCUCGGACCGACGUAUCAUUCCACGACUCAAGUCCUCGGAUGACCUGGAGAAGUUGACCAGAGCUCUUCGCAAGACGCGGGCGGGCAACUCGCUGCUGGACACGGUGCCUGUGGACCCACUGGUCUGCACCCACGGCACACAUCGCUGUUACCACGCCACCCACGCCUACACGGGUGUGCCCUGUGCUGCCUACAUAGCAAAAGUGAACCACCACACAAUGCCAAAGCCAACCACCAGUUUUCUGCCUAGGAUAGACUCAGGCAAGCACCGAAUGGAGGGUCAAGCUGCUGAAAUAGCUCGAUGUCUAAGGUAUGUGGACCCGUCACGACCCGUCACGCUGGAACUGUCUCACGGCGCUGAGCGACAAGUCAUCUCCUUGCCUACAGAGAAGCUGGACAAGAACAAGCGCUACUACGUUACGUUCACUAUCAAAGGUGGUGACGUCACACCGCAGGACAGGGACAAGCAUAGACACGCCAAGAGCUUCUAAGAUUAGUCUAGUUCUUCACAAACAUGCUAUUAAUUGUCCCAAAUGGUGUUAAGGCGGGGUUUCCUCGCUGUCGAAUCCGGCUACAGAAUUGUGAUUGUGAAUGUCUCGUGCAAGCUCUAAGUUUCCAUGGUUUUUGCCAAAGACAAUUUCCUAAAAUAGUAACGUUCAAUGCGGGGUGAGGGUUUCGCGUCAGUUUUAAUAGUUUGCACAGUUUGUCAUAUGCGGUGGUCUUAAAAUCUGAAUGUGCGGUGUUCUACAUUAACCCACGACCCAUAACUUGUCUAGUCCCCAGAGUGACUAUAGUUUGGUUCGAUGUUGUUAAAUGACAAGAAAACACGUUAAAACUAAAUUCAUGGCCUUAGUUUAAAAUUAAAAAAAAUGAUUUUGUACUUAAGAACUUCAAGUAGUUGAACUAAAAUCAUUACACAAAUGCACCGUAACCACCAAAAACGUCACAAUUCACACCAAUGCACAGUAAGCUGCCAAAAAUAGUUCAGGAGCACGUCUAAGUCACUGCGGGGUGCAGUCUCUGCCGAUUUUGGCAGCAAGGAAACCCCGUUUGUACACAAUCAAUCGUGAAAGGAAAUUGUACCAUGAAAAAUGUCAAAUUCACAUAAUGUAAGCCGGAUGGAUCAUGGAAUAUGGAAUCACUUGCUGCACAAUUAAUUACUCUGACAUUAAAAACCCAUUAAACACCUCCUGAUAGGCAAGCUAGGAAUAAGACCGUACUGCGUAGUUGAUCAUGAAGGAGGCGAGACUCAUCUGACUUUCUGGAAAACAUCGUCACGAAACUCAGGAUGAUUCAUUUGAUUGAUAGCCUUCUAAGAUGCUUAUCUCAGACGUAUUUCAAUCCAAGAACAGCAGGUAAAACAGAAAGAACCAUGCAACAGAAAGAACCA
Molecule: messenger RNA, 4905 nt
Organism: Macrosteles quadrilineatus (aster leafhopper)
Lineage: Eukaryota; Metazoa; Arthropoda; Insecta; Hemiptera; Cicadellidae
Exons: 14
Coding region: 2-4006 (1334 amino acids)
Molecular function (GO): protein binding
Source: RefSeq, a predicted model, not a curated record